CACGAACCAACUCUAGGCAAUUAUGCAACUUUGUAACAAAAUGAGUCCCUGAUUUGGACCAAAGCAAGACAACUCUAGGUCUGAAAGCACCCUGAGUUGCACUGUAUGAAGCCUGGAUGACAAAGUUGUUGUGUUUUUUGUCUCUAAGCGCAAGAAAGGCGGCGACAUGGAUGAGUUUGUCAACGAUGACUCUGACGAGGACCUGCCACUGAAGAAGAAGAAGAAGAGGAGGCCCGGCAGUGGCAGCGAGCAGGAGGAGAAUGAGGAUGGAGAGAAGAAGCCACGCAAGAAGAGAAGGAAACCCACUAGAGGAGAUGACAGUGAUGACGAAGAAGGAGGAUCACGACCCAAGAAGCAGCGUAAACAAAAAGAGCGCAAGAGGAUUGAAAAGCCGCAGCCUGAGCGUCUGCCUCCGUCUCUGAAAGGAAAGAUCAAGUCUAAGGCUAUCAUCUCCUCCUCUGAGUCCUCUUCAGACGAGGAUGGCCUGAAAAUAGCUGAAGACAGACAUCAAAGAGACAGUGGCUCAGGAUCUGAUGACGAGGGCGACCACAGGAAGCGUAUUGCGUCUGACAGUGAGUCCGAUGGAGGUAGGAACCGCUCUGGCAGUGAGGCCGGCAGCCCUCGGCGCUCCGGCAGCGAGGCAGGCAGCCCGCGACGCUCUGCGGGCUCUGAGGACGAUGAGUCAGGCAGCUACCGUCCAGUGAAGAAGAGGAGGGUGCAGCGGCAGUCCGACUCUGAGCAGUCGGACAAUGAGAGCAAGAGGAGUCAGUCAGGAUCCGACGAUGAGUCCCGGCCUGGUUCCCCUGUCGCAGCGUCCGACCGGGGAUCAGACAGGGGAUCUGAGGUGGGGUCAGACAACGAGGGCUCCCCACGCCGCUCUGACAACGGCUCUGAACGCGAAGCCUCCAACAACGACGACGACAGCGAUUAAAUCCUCCUCACAGACUUGUCCCAUGUUAACGCUGAGAAAACUCUGCACAUCUGUAUUUUUAUUUUCUAUUAAAAGCAGGGAUUUCUGUCUGUACGAUAUUUUGGAAUUAGCCUAGAGAAGUGUAGUUUUUUUGUUGGCACAGCCACUGGUGUAUUCCUCCCGUCUUACUGGAUUUAUCUUUUCACGGAUGCUGUGUUUUGUUAAAGAUGUUUUCUGUAAAGACAGAUCAAAUUGUUUGAAAUGAACUUAACGGUGUAAACAUCUAUUUUCUAUCUCAGAUGGUCAGACCAGACACUGACCCAAAAAUGGGAAGAUUCUUCAACACAAUAUCAAAUAAAAGAAAAUGGAAACAAAGAA
Messenger RNA from Epinephelus lanceolatus (giant grouper), 1288 nucleotides. The record is from RefSeq and is a predicted model, not a curated record. Lineage: Eukaryota; Metazoa; Chordata; Actinopteri; Perciformes; Serranidae.